Molecule: messenger RNA, 2323 nt
Organism: Penaeus indicus
Lineage: Eukaryota; Metazoa; Arthropoda; Malacostraca; Decapoda; Penaeidae
Product: beta,beta-carotene 15,15'-dioxygenase-like
Exons: 12
Coding region: 98-1711 (537 amino acids)
Biological process (GO): carotene catabolic process; retinal metabolic process
Molecular function (GO): carotenoid dioxygenase activity; beta-carotene 15,15'-dioxygenase activity
Source: RefSeq, a predicted model, not a curated record
UUCACAUUACGAAUCAGACAGCUGUACACGACGGACAUCCUUCUGCUGGACUGUUCUUGAGGAUAGGAAAGAACACUCGUUCAGUUAAAAGGCCACCAUGAGUAAAACGGCGAAGUCCUCGUCUGUGUGGUUGAGGAACUGCGAGAAGGAGACAGUGGAACCAAUUGAGGGGAAAGUAAAAGGAAAGUUGCCGGAAUGGCUGAACGGCAGACUGACCCGCAACGGACCCGGUCGCGUCGAGUAUGGCAACACCCGUAUCAACCACCUGUUUGAUGGCACGGCCUACAUCCAUCAGUUCAACAUUAUUGAUGGCAAGGUCACCUAUCAGUCAAGAUACCUCAACAGCGACACCUACAAGAAGAACAAAAAAGCUGAUCGUAUUGUUGUCUCAGAAUUCGGCACAGCUGCUUACCCCGACCCCUGCAAGACGCUGCUCCAGAGAUUCAUGAGUGCCUUCACGCCCAUAAGCAAAGCGGAACCGACAGACAACUGUGUGGUGAAUGUGUGUUACUUCGGGGACCAGCUGUACGCCCUCACCGAGACGCGGAAUCUGAGGAGAAUCCACCCCGACACUCUGGACGUGGUGGGAGACAAGACGAGAUUGGACAACUACGUGGUAGUCAACACAGCGACGGCGCAUCCACACGUAGAGCCCGACGGCACGAUCUACAACAUGGGAAAUGCUUAUGCAGGAAAGAAAGGACCGACCUAUAACAUCAUCAAGUUCCCUCCGGCAAAGGUGGUUGAUGGCAAGAAGAUUUCGUCCAUCCAGCAAGCCGAAAUCGUCUCCGCCAUCCCCUGCCAGUGGAAGAUGUACCCUUCCUACUACCACUCCUUCGGCAUCACAGAGAACUACUUUAUCUUCGUCGAGCAGCCCUAUGUAUUCAACCUCAAGAAGUUUCUGCUCAACUAUUACAUAGGAAAGCCAUAUUUCGCGGCCGUUGAAUGGUAUCCUGAGCAAAAGACAAAGUUCCGUCUGGUGAAUCGAAAGACUGGAGAAAUGGUGAAAACAGUUUAUGCUGCAGAUGCUUUCUUGACUUUCCACCACACCAAUGCCUAUGAGAAGGACGGACAGCUGGUGGUCGAUCUGGCAACCAUGAAAGACGGUGAGGCCGUCAACGCCCUUAUGGUGAAGAACCUUGAGAACCCCGACUUCGUGAGCGAGCCGGCGACGAUGCCAACCCACUGGAGGUUCGUGUUGCCUCUCGACGUGCAGAAGGCUCCCGAAAACACCAACCUCAUUACGCUCGAGGGAACGAAAUGCACGGCUUACAAGAGAGCCGACCAGACCGUGGAAGUCCAUGGGCAGAGGAUUUCCAGCCAGUACUUUGACCUCCAGCGCAUCAACUACAAGUACAACGGGAAGGAGUAUGAAUAUGCGUACGGCGUCGAAGUCAACCCUAAGGGGUCGGUUUUCUCGCGGCUGGUUAAAAUGAACGUGAACACUGGCGAAACGACCCUGUGGCAUGAGGAAGGGAAAGUUGUGAGCGAACCCGUGUUUGUUUCCGCCCCAAACGCCACGAAGGAGGACGAUGGCGUUAUUCUAUCCACUCUGCUUGACACUAACAACACGAAGUCCGUAGCGCUGUUGGUUCUGGACCCAGUAACGUGGACAGAAAUGGCACGUGUUGAGUUCGAAGCGAAUGGAACUGCCACCGCAACUUUCCACGGACUGUUUGCCGCCGCCGAUGAAAAGAUUCAUAUGUACUAAUGAAUUUUUUCUUCUUCUGUAGUGUAUUAAUGAAGAAGCCUUUGUCUUGAACCUACCUUAGUGAUACCCUACAUGUACCGUAUUUACCAUUGCAUAUAUAUUAUUACUAAAAAUAUUUUUGUUUAUAUUUAAUCAUCAUGAUUAUUGCAUGUACCUUGGUGCUACUUUUGCUUACUGUUAUGUUUAAUUGUUUAUGAGUUUCUUGAUAUUGAACUCAAGAUAGAGGUGUAGAUUUUAACCUUGAUAGUCUUUUAUGGAUAAAUUUAUACCGCAACUUUUACAAAUGACUCUAGUUGUAUUUUGUAUACUCACUUAUAAACGGUAUAUUGGAAUUUGUUGUCUUUGUUGAGUUUUGAAAUGUAAUGUUCAGUUGUAGAAGCGUCUUUCCAUGUGCUAUAAAAUACGUAAAAAUUUCUAGUCAGGGAAGAAAUAUAGUAUAUUUUCAAAUAACGAAAAUAUUGAUAAAGCUACUAUAUGGAACAGUUGUAAAUAAGGUAGAUUUUUUUGCUGCGCAGACAUAUUUACGCGCCAUGUAAUAAGGUUCAGUAUUUUAGGCAUAAUAAUGUACUGUAUCUAUCACACGAACAAUUCAACUGUAAAGUUCCAAUGAGA